Gastrolobium bilobum is the source of this 2400-nucleotide messenger RNA. RefSeq names its product ent-copalyl diphosphate synthase 1-like. Gene Ontology annotation, molecular function: magnesium ion binding; terpene synthase activity. Lineage: Eukaryota; Viridiplantae; Streptophyta; Magnoliopsida; Fabales; Fabaceae. Gene Ontology annotation, cellular component: chloroplast. The coding region runs from base 1 to 2400 and encodes 799 amino acids. Gene Ontology annotation, biological process: gibberellin biosynthetic process. The transcript has 15 exons. The record is from RefSeq and is a predicted model, not a curated record.
AUGGAUGCACAACAUAGAAGGCAUUGCAACAAGUCCCAAAUGGCACUAGAAAACCAAGGUAUACGUCCCCUCCGAAUCAUUGAAGGCAGACAUGAUAACAAGUCUGUUGAAUUUCAGCCAAAUUGCUCUGGGACACAAGAAUAUGUUAAUGAAGUGUCUCGGGACAAUGUGCCAACGUUCAAAUGGCUAGAGACUGUGAAGGAUGAGAAAGACGGCGAAACUCUGCACCAGGUUUUGGUAAUAAACGAGAUUAGAAAGCAGAUAAACGCCGUCAAAUUGAUGUUGGGUUCCAUGGAAGAUGGAGAGAUAAGCAUAUCAGCUUAUGACACGGCAUGGGUUGCUCUCAUAAAAAAUGUUGAUGAUGAAAAUGCACCUCAAUUUCCGACAUGUCUUGAAUGGAUUGCAAAUAAUCAGCUUCCUGAUGGCUCAUGGGGAGACAGUGAAUUAUUCAUAGCCUAUGAUCGGAUUCUCAACACGUUAGCUUGUGUUAUCGCAUUAAGAUCAUGGAAUGUGCACCCUGAAAAGUGUGACAAGGGAAUGACAUUUUUUAUGGAAAAUCUAUACAAGCUUCAGGAUGAAAAUUAUGAGCAUAUGCCAAUUGGGUUUGAAGUUGCUUUCCCUUCUCUUCUCGAUAUAGCUCGAAGUUUGAAUAUUGAAGUGCCAGAUGAUUCUCCUAUCUUGAAAAACAUCUUUGCAAUGAGAGACAUAAAGCUCACAAAAAUACCCAAAGAGGUGAUGCAUAAGGUGCCCACAACACUGCUCCAUAGUUUGGAGGGAAUGCCGAAUUUGGAGUGGAAGCAACUUCUAAAGCUGCAGUCCCAAGACGGGUCAUUUUUGUUCUCUCCAUCCUCCACAGCCUUCGGCUUCAUCCGGACCCAAGAUGAAAAUGCACUCCAAUACCUCGAAAAAACAGUUAAGAGGUUCAAUGGUGGAGUUCCAAAUGUGUACCCGGUGGAUCUGUUUGAACACAUCUGGGUUGUUGAUCGGCUGGAACGCCUUGGAAUUUCGAGAUAUUUUCAGCAAGAGAUCAAGGACUGUACGAGUUAUGUUUCAAGAUAUUGGACUGAGAAGGGUAUUUGCUGGGCAAAGAAUUCAGAGGUUCAAGACAUAGAUGACACAGCAAUGGGAUUUAGACUGCUAAGGUUGCAUGGCCACCAAGUUUCACCUAAUGUGUUCAAGCAGUUUGAGAAAAGUGGUGAAUUCUUCUGCUUCUCUGGGCAGUCAAGCCAAGCAGUGACAGGAAUGUUUAAUCUUUAUAGAGCUUCUCAAGUGCUAUUUCCAGGAGAGAAGAUUCUUGAGGAUGCCAAGUACUUCUCAGCCAAAUUUUUAACUGAGAAACGUGCUGCUAAUGAGCUCCUUGAUAAAUGGAUCGUAACUAAAGAUUUACCUGGCGAGGUGGGUUACGCGCUGGACGUGCCCUGGUAUGCAAGCUUACCUCGAUUGGAGACAAGAUUUUACAUUGAACAAUAUGGUGGUGGGAGUGAUGUUUGGAUUGGCAAGACCCUUUACAGGAUGCCGUAUGUGAAUAAUGAUGUUUAUCUCGAGCUUGCAAAAUUGGAUUACAACAACUGUCAAGCAGUACAUUCUACAGAAUGGGAAAAAAUCCAAAGGUGGUACUCGGAAUCAGGAAUAGAGGGGUUUGGAUUGAGUAAAGGAAAUCUCCUGUUUGCUUAUUUUUUGGCAGCAGCCACUAUAUUUGAGCCUGAGAGGUCUCUAGAGCGACUUGCACGGACUAAAACAGCAGCUUUGCUCGAGACACUGAGGUCCUAUAUCAAGGAUGAACAAACUAAGAGUGCAUUUGUAGAUAAGUUCAAUAACAGCAUUAUCAGACGAGACAACUCAAACAACAGGUGGUUUAACAAGAGCAAGAGAGAGGAGGAACUCCUGGGGAUUUUGCUGAUAACCAUUGAUCACCUUGGGUUUGAAAUGUUUCGGGUUCAUGGUCAGGAAAUUUCCCAUUAUUUGAAUCAAAUAUGGCAAAGCUGGUUGACAAGUUGGCAAAAUGAAGGAAGGAGCUCAAAAAGAGAAGCAGCGCUGCUUGUGGAAAUCAUAAAUUUAACGUCGGGUUGUUGGUCAGAAGAACUACAGUUCAAUCCUCAGUACCAGAGAUUGUUAGAAGUUGCAAACAGAGUCUGCCAUGGAAUCCGUAAUUUUCAAAGCAAAAAGGCAAAUGACAGUGGCUGCGGCAACCUGAGUACAACCAGCAUCACCACCUCCAAAAUAGAAUCAGAAAUGCAAGAACUUGUACAAUUGGUGCUCCAAAAUUCCUCACAUGGUAUGCACUCCAAUAUCAAGAAUUCAUUCCUCAUGGUGGCCAAGAGCUUCUACUAUGCAGCAUAUUGUGACCCAGAGACCAUUAACUCUCAUAUUGACAAAGUUCUCUUUCAAAAAGUGAUAUAA